Molecule: messenger RNA, 1335 nt
Organism: Cannabis sativa
Lineage: Eukaryota; Viridiplantae; Streptophyta; Magnoliopsida; Rosales; Cannabaceae
Exons: 9
Coding region: 85-1131 (348 amino acids)
Molecular function (GO): hydrolase activity
Source: RefSeq, a predicted model, not a curated record
GGAGUGUAAAAGCAACUGUUUUGGGUUGACCUUUCGCCAUUGACCAGACACAACAGGAGAACGAAUUAACGCAGGCUUAAGCUGAUGCCAAGCGCGUUGUUCCACGCCCCAACUCUCUGCUCCCUCAUGGGCUCUUCUCUUUCCCUGUCGAAGCCCAGGUCCACUCUUUCUUCUCCUCCCAUGGCUUCCUCCUCCUCCGCUCGCAUCGCCGUCGUCGGCGACGUCCAUAAUGAUUGGUGUCUAGAAGAAGAUACGAAAGCACUUCGAUUGCUACAGCCAGAUUUGGUGCUGUUUACUGGUGACUUUGGUGAAGAGAAUGUUGAACUUGUUCAAAGUCUAGCCAAUCUUGAAUUUCCUAAAGCAGUUAUUCUUGGAAAUCAUGAUGCCUGGUAUACUCAACAGUUUGGAAAGAAAAAGGAUGGUGUUCAACGUCAGCUAGAAAGUCUUGGUGACACGCAUGUAGCUUAUCAGCGUAUGGACUUUCCUCUUGUAAAACUGAGUGUUGUUGGUGGACGACCAUUUUCUUGUGGAGGAGAUAGGCUGUUUCGGAAAAAACUACUGUCUGCAAGAUAUGGUGUUGAGGACAUGGAUAGAAGUGCUAAAAGAAUCUGCAAAGCAGCUUUGAGUGCACCAGAGGAUCAUUUAGUUAUACUUCUUGCACAUAAUGGACCCACAGGUCUUGGUUCUAAUUUUGAUGAUAUCUGUGGAAAGGAUUGGGUAUACGGAGGUGGCGACCAUGGUGAUCAAGAUUUAGAAAAGGCAUUAUCAAUCAUAAAAGAGAGCAGCAAAGUCUGUGUCCCGUUAAUAGUGUUCGGUCACAUGCAUAAAGAGCUAGCACAUGGGAAAGGUCUUCGAAAAAUGAUAGCGAUUGGUUCCGACGACACAAUUUACUUGAAUGGAGCGGUGGUUCCCAGGGUUAAAACACUGAACGAUAAACAAGCAACCGAUGUUAGCUUGACAAAAGAUGAAGCUCAUCCUUCUUUACCAGAAUCUGAAGGAACUAAACGAGCCUUCACUAUAGUUGAUAUUUUAGAUGGAAGAGUUGAUAAGAUUACUGAAAGUUGGGUCUCAGUUGUUGGGGACAAGUCCACAUUGGAAGAGGAGCAUGAGUUAUUUAAAAGAAGUGCCUGAGAUUGGAUCCUAAGUUUCAACCAUGUUGUAUUAUUAUUUGCUGUUACACUAGUGCUAAAUGCACCCUCAUCCACUGUUCAGAUUCACCUCAAUAAUAUAGUUAUGCAAUGUAAAAACCAGAAUAGCUGUGAAGCCCCUCUUUGGUGUAUAUUUAUGUUGCAAAGCAUUUCCAAUAGAUGAAAAGUCAUACCUCAACAAACCCAA